AUGGAGAAGGAAGGGCUAAAACUACACAAGCAGAGGAAGCGAGACGUGCGGGGGUUCCGAGGGCAUCUGGUGGAAUUGACUACAAGACUUGAUGGUCUUACAACACUACACGGUGAACAUUCAAGAGCAUUAUUGAGAGAUUGUCAAGAUGUGAGCACCAAGGUAGUCGAAGCUAGUUCAUCUCUCGUCCGGGCAGAGGUGGAGAUAUUUGAAGCCCUUGCACGAAAAGGUUGGACAGGAGGUGGUCUCGAAGAUCUACUCGAACACGGUCAAGAUCUCUUCUCAUCGGAACCCCCUUCUACGAACACAGACUCGAAUGGUAGCCCAUCUAAGAUUUUCAGCAUUCUGCCACAAAAAUCAAUCCUUGUAGAUGCCACGCAGCCCGCUACCGAUGCGCCCCAUAAAAAGGUUAACCACAAGCGUAGCGAUAGUCUCCUUGUUGACAACAAUCAUUACCAGUCACUAGCUGCAGUCGCAGAUCGUGAUAUAGAUAGCGGAUCAAUAUUCUCCGAGCGAGACACCAGGAUUCUGAACCGCUCCCGAGGUGUAAGGCCCUUUAGUCCAGAACCCGUCGAAAGAAGCCUAGAUCCACUUGAGUUGCCUCCGCCUAGUCAGAUUCCCAGCCAACUUCCAUCUCCCAGAGAGGAAUAUAGUGAGAGAUCCAGAUUCGAGGCUUUCGGCUCUGUCACACCCGAGAUCUUUAAAGACGAGACUAUCCUUGAUUCUCAGGUUCCGUCACCAAUUUCCUCGCCGGAAAUAUUCGCAGAAACGGAGACGGGGACGCAGGCACCCACAGAUACUCGAGCAGAGAUGGCACAUGAGACCAGCAGUAUGCACUCAGAGGGUACGAUCCGCGGAGACGAGCGCAUUUCAUCACCAGAAAUCGAGUCUGAGAAUGACGAAGACAGAAGAGAGCGAGAAUGGAACGAUAGAUUUUAUGUUUAA
Molecule: messenger RNA, 945 nt
Organism: Botrytis fragariae
Lineage: Eukaryota; Fungi; Ascomycota; Leotiomycetes; Helotiales; Sclerotiniaceae
Product: putative phospholipid-binding protein
Exons: 1
Coding region: 1-945 (314 amino acids)
Biological process (GO): vacuole fusion, non-autophagic
Cellular component (GO): fungal-type vacuole membrane
Molecular function (GO): phospholipid binding
Source: RefSeq, a predicted model, not a curated record